This is a messenger RNA of Macadamia integrifolia, 2235 nucleotides long. Its product is annotated as rab escort protein 1. Gene Ontology annotation, molecular function: GDP-dissociation inhibitor activity. The record is from RefSeq and is a predicted model, not a curated record. Bases 100 to 1794 code for a protein of 564 amino acids. The transcript has 9 exons. Lineage: Eukaryota; Viridiplantae; Streptophyta; Magnoliopsida; Proteales; Proteaceae. Gene Ontology annotation, biological process: small GTPase-mediated signal transduction; protein geranylgeranylation; vesicle-mediated transport. Gene Ontology annotation, cellular component: Rab-protein geranylgeranyltransferase complex; cytosol; nucleus.
ACUGUAACACAAGUAACGACCAAUGUGGACUUGCCUUUCUACCCUUUCAAGCGAUCCCGCGAAAUUGUCUCUCCUUGUCUUUCCUCCGUCAUCGUCGCCAUGGCUGAUGAUGAGUCCGCAGAUGUGUCGUACCCCUCGAUAGAUCCCUCCACCUACGACCUCAUCGUCGUCGGAACCGGACUGCCGGAGUCCAUCAUCGCCUCUGCUGCCUCCGCCGCCGGUAAAUCCGUCCUCCACCUGGAUCCCAACUCUUUCUACGGCAGUCAUUUCUCCUCUCUCCCCCUCGACCUCUUCACCUCUCACCUCAACUCUCUAUCAUCGUCCUCAAUAGAAGAAGAUUCCACUGUCAACGAUGGUGGCGAUUACAUUAUCGUCAAUCUAAAACCCCGUCGUUUAUACUCCGACAUUGAGAUCUCCUCUCACGUAUCUCCAGAAUCUCUUGGACCAGCGCGAAAGUUCAAUUUGGAUCUCUCGGGACCUAGGGUUCUGUUCUGUGCCGAUUCGGCUGUUGAUUUGAUACUGAAAUCCGGGGCAGGCCAUUGCUUGGAGUUUAAGAGCAUUGAUACGACUUUCAUCUACGGACUUGACGGUGAUGGGAAAUUGUCAACUGUGCCGGAUUCUCGUGCGGCGAUUUUUAAAGACCGGAGUCUUGGAUUGACGGAGAAGAACCAGUUGAUGAGGUUUUUUAAGCUCGUCCAGGAACAUUUUCGACCGGUGUCUGCUGAUGGUGAUAGGAUAGAAGAGCGUGGGAGGAUUUCGGAGGAGGAUUUGGAGAGUCCCUUUGUUGCGUUCUUGAAGAAGCAGCGGUUGCCACCGAAGAUUAAAUCGAUUGUCCUUUAUGCAAUAGCCAUGGCAGAUUAUGAUCAAGAUGACCCUGAUGGCUCUAAGCAUCUUCUCAAGACAAAAGAUGUAGUACAGAGUUUAGCUCUCUACUCCUCAUCAGUUGGCAGGUUUCAAAAUGCAAUGGGGGCAAUGAUUUAUCCUAUUUAUGGCCAAGGGGAGCUGCCCCAAGCUUUUUGUCGUCGUGCUGCUGUUAAAGGUGCCCUCUAUGUCAUGCGCAUGCCAGUGACAUCUGUGCUUCUUGACAAGGAAAAUAGGCAUUAUAAAGGUGUUCGAUUGGCAUCUGGCCAGGACUUAUUCAGUCAUGAACUGGUUAUGGAUCCAUCCUUUAUGAUCCAAUUACCGGCAUUGUUGCCCCCUUCCUCAAAUCUACAGCAUGAAUAUUCUUUAGUUUCUUGUCUGGAAGGCAUUGAAGGAAAAGUGGCCAGGGGAGUAUGCAUUAUAAGGGGUUCCAUAAAGCCGGAUUUAUCAAAUUUGCUGGUGGUAUUUCCUCCUAGAUCUUUGUGCCCUGAGCAAGUGACAUCGGUUCGAGCCCUCCAGUUAGGUAGCAACAUGGCUGUUUGUCCCUCAGGCUUGUCUGUUUUGUAUCUUUCGGCUCUUUGUGAUGAUGCUUCUCAAGGAAAGGGGCUGUUAGGAGCAGCCAUGACUGCUCUUUUUCCACUUCCCAUUUCCAAGAACUCUGAAGGUGGUGCCUCUGAGGAAACUGAGGAUACAGAAGGAGAAACCAGGCCCACUUUGAUGUGGAAUGCAAUUUAUAUUCAGGAAUUGGCAACGGGUUCAUCGGAGGCAAUCAACUUGUGCCCUAUGCCAGAUGGAAAACUGGAUUAUAGUAACCUCCUAGAAUCAACAAUGAAGCUUUUUGAGAAGAUUUAUCCCCAGCAAGAAUUAUUCCCACAUGCAGUGACUGAGGAUACCGAGGAUCAUGGUGACUUGCCUGAUGACAUGUCGGAAUGAGGUGGUAUACGUAAACAUAAGAAAAUUUGAAAGUCAUCAAGGAUAUUCUGAUUUUUUUCAAAAUUGAUUAUGGAGCUCCUUGUUUAAGCUACGCUCAACAAGUAAUGUAAUCGAAGGUCUUCAAUGAAGCUUGUGGAGCCAACUGUGUACAAAUUCAACUAUUACAGAGAAAAUUUGAUGUCUUCAGGGAUGGAGAGUUUUCACUGAAAAUUUGGAUAGCCUGAGCCCUGUGGAUUGGAGAAGCAAGUCCCACUAGUUUGAGAUAGAAGAUAGAAUAUCUUCAUGUGUAUGUAGGAGAUUACUGUGACCAAAGAAUCUGCAUGAGAAAGUGCCUGAAUCUUUUUUGGUUGCCAGUCCAGUUGGUUUAAAUUCAAUUACUUGUCUCUGUAAAUGGGCCUGGACACGUUUUUUAUUUUAUUUUAAAAAAUCUCUUGUUUGCCA